Peromyscus maniculatus bairdii (prairie deer mouse) is the source of this 2801-nucleotide messenger RNA. Lineage: Eukaryota; Metazoa; Chordata; Mammalia; Rodentia; Cricetidae. The record is from RefSeq and is a predicted model, not a curated record.
CCACGCGGUGAGGCCGCGGGCGGGACGCGAGCUGCGGCGCUGGCAGCUGGAGUGACCUGGUCGGUGUAGGUACGUUUCGUGGCGAUGGCUUCUUUCGUGACGGAAGUCUUGGCUCACUCGGGGAGCUUGGAGAAGGAGGAUCUCGGCACUCGAAUCAGCCGCCUGACCCGGCGGGUGGAGGAGAUCAAGGGUGAGGUGUGCAAUAUGAUCAGCAAGAAGUACAGUGAAUUCCUGCCUACCAUGCAGAGUGCACAGGACCUGGUUACCCAGGUGGACAAGCUAUCUAAUGACAUCGACCAGCUGAAAUCCAGGAUAGAGAGUGAGGUCCGUCGGGAUCUUCACAUAUCGACUGCUGAAUUUACAAGCUUGAAGAAGCAGCUGGAAAGAGACUCUGUAGUCCUGGAUUUGCUCAAACAAUUGCAAGAGUUUUCUUCUGCUAUUGAAGAUUAUAAUAGUGCAUUAGCGAAGAAGAAAUACAUCGCUGCUGCUCAGCACCUGGAGGAGGCACAGGAAUGCUUGAAGUUAUUAAAAUCCAGAAAAUGCUUUGACUUGAAAAUGUUGAAGUCUCUCAGCAUGGAGCUUACUGUCCAGAAACAGAACAUCCUUUACCACCUCGGAGAAGAGUGGCAGAAGCUGAUUGUAUGGAAGUUUCCCCCGUCAAAAGAUACCAGCAGCUUAGAAUCUUGCCUACAAACAGAGCUUCAUUUCUGUACUGAACAACCCCAGAAGGAGGAGGUGGCCCCUCUGCCAUCCAUCAGCUCUGUCCUCUUGGCAUUUUCCAUUCUUGGAGAAUUACCCACCAAGCUGAAAUCAUUUGGUCAGAUGCUGCUGAAGUAUAUGCUUAAACCUCUGGUGACUUGCCCAUCACUCCAUGCUGUGAUUGAAAAGCAGCCAGAUUCAGUUACCAUUCGCUUUCAGUCUCUGACGACAGACUUGGAGCAUCCGUCACCACCUGAAGCUUUUGCAAAGAUCCGAUUAGUCCUGGAAGUGCUCCAGAAACAGCUUCUAGGUCUGUACUCCAAAGUGGCCUUUUAUAAUCUGGAAAUGUGCAUACUGCUUUUACAAUCUUCUCUGUCUCGUAUUUGUCUCUGUCAGAUCAUACAGUCCACUGAAGAAUUUGAAAAGUCCCUGAAGGAGAUGAGAUUUUUAAAAGGUGAUACUACCGACUUGCUGAAAUAUGCUCGGAAUAUCAAUUCUCAUUUUGCUAAUAAGAAGUGCCAGGAUGUGAUUGUGGCAGCUAGAAACCUAAUGACCUCCGAAAUUCACAACACUGUGAAGAUCACCCCUGAUUCUAAGGAAGCUGUACCAGACUUACCCAGCCCUGAUGUGGAUAACAAGCUACAGGUGCAGAAGGUGUGCAAAAUGCAGUUCAGCGACACUGGGAACCUAGAGCCUGAGACGUCACUGGACCCACAUUCCUUUUCUUUACCCACGUGCCGCAUCAGCGAGUCUGUGAAGAAGUUAAUGGAGCUUGCCUAUCAGACUUUACUAGAGGCAACAACAAGUAGUGAUCAAUGUGCCGUUCAGCUUUUCUACUCAGUGAGGAAUAUCUUCCAUUUGUUCCAUGACGUGGUGCCAACAUACCACAAGGAGAACCUUCAGAAGCUCCCCCAAUUGGCUGCCAUUCACCAUAACAAUUGCAUGUAUAUUGCUCACCACUUGCUGACCCUGGGUCAUCAGUUCAGAUUGCGUCUUGCUCCCAUUCUUUGCGAUGGCACGACUACCUUUGUGGACCUUGUACCUGGCUUCAGAAGACUUGGCACAGAGUGUUUUUUGGCCCAAAUGCGGGCGCAGAAAGGAGAACUUCUGGAAAGAUUAUCAAGUGCUAGGAGUUUUUCCAACAUGGAUGACGAAGAGAAUUAUUCUGCAGCAAGCAGAGCAGUGAGGCAGAUACUGCACCAGCUAAAGAGACUUGGAAUUGUGUGGCAGGAUGUCCUGCCGGUGAAUAUUUAUUGCAAGGCUAUGGGGACCUUGCUAAACACCGCGAUUGCUGAGAUGAUUAGCAGAAUCACUGCUCUGGAGGACAUCUCAACUGAAGAUGGCGAUAGAUUGUAUUCCCUGUGCAAAACUGUGAUGGAUGAAGGGCCGCAAGUGUUUGCACCUCUGUCUGACGAGAACAAGAACAAGAAAUACCAGGAAGAGGUUCCAGUCUAUGUGGCCAAAUGGAUGCCUUUCAAAGAGCUGAUGAUCAUGCUGCAGGCUAGCCUGCAAGAAAUUGGAGAUCGGUGGGCAGAUGGAAAGGGGCCCCUGGCAACUGCAUUCUCUUCCAGCGAAGUAAAAGCUUUAAUCCGUGCCUUGUUCCAGAACACAGAAAGAAGAGCUGCUGCCCUUGCUAAGAUUAAAUAGUUCUCCCUCCCUGAGAAAGCCUCUCUUGACUCUGGUUCCUCCAUGGCUGUCAUUAUUUCCUUCAGAACUUCUCAGAAUCACUCAUUGCUUUUGGUGAACCAAUAUAUCAUGGAAGUGUGACUUCACAUCAGGACACCUGACAUGGCCUGGAUGAAGGCUUUCUGAACUGGAUAUUAGGACAUCACUUUAAGCAAUUCACUGGGUUCCAUGACUGUUGCUGCUCUCCCUUGCCAAGUAUGAAUCUGCUGGGCAGCAUGAUUUGUACCCAGGCCCUCUGAGAGCUGUGUACAUUGUAAUUUUAGACCCUAGCUUUGGACAUUCCAAAGUUAGGGUUAAGAAUUUGUAAGAUACUUUUUUGUGGGGAGGGUGGGGAUUAGGGGCACAUUACUUGGCCUUACAAGAAUUAGGGAAACCUCUUAUAUUUCUUUCCAGUAAAUAAUUCCUUUCAGAGUUAA